Silurus meridionalis is the source of this 759-nucleotide messenger RNA. Its product is annotated as multiple PDZ domain protein. The coding region runs from base 1 to 759 and encodes 252 amino acids. The transcript is spliced from 6 exons. Lineage: Eukaryota; Metazoa; Chordata; Actinopteri; Siluriformes; Siluridae. The record is from RefSeq and is a predicted model, not a curated record. Gene Ontology annotation, molecular function: protein binding.
AUGGGCCAUCGUCUCAGCAACGGAGAAAUGAGGCGGGGCAUCUUUAUAAAACACAUCUCUGAGUGCAGUCCAGCAGCCAGAAACAACACGCUGACACCCGGAGAUCAGAUAUUACAGGUUGGAGGUGUGGAUGUGAGUGAUUUCACGCAUAAAGAAGCAGUAGAUGUGAUUCGCCAGGCAGGGGACAAAGUGGAACUGGUAGUGCAGAGCCCACAGGUCCAGGUUUCAGACCUUGUCACAAGCAUUGAGGAACAAUCAGUGCAACACAAUCACUUGAUGUGUGAAGAUGCCAGCAGUCUAUGCCUCUCCUCAUCCAAUCCCCUCAGUCCCAUCCCAUAUAAGCUUACAGGGAACAGUUUGUUGAAAAAGCCUACACUACACCCACCUCCACCUCCCUUAAGGGUCCCCUCAGGGCCUGUCAGCCUGUUAACAGAUGGAGGCAAAAAUGUUUUAGAAAGACUGAGUGGGCCAUCAGAGGGUACACAACACUGCCGACAGGGACAAGUGUCACACUGGGGUGCUAUGCUGAAGAAGUAUGGUAGUUUGCCUGGUGAGCUGAAAUUAGUCGAGCUGGACUGUAGCACACACAGAUCUGGUCUGGGAGUGUGUGUGUCAGGAAGCAGAAAUGGAAGAAUUACAGUCUCAGAGCUAAAACCAGACGGAGCAGCCGCUGCUGAUGGGCAAAUCAGCGUGGGAGAUGAGCUGUUGGAAGUGAGGGCCAUAACCUCUAGCUUAACUGUAGGUUUUACAGCUUACUAG